Molecule: messenger RNA, 2205 nt
Organism: Monopterus albus (swamp eel)
Lineage: Eukaryota; Metazoa; Chordata; Actinopteri; Synbranchiformes; Synbranchidae
Product: MARVEL domain-containing protein 2-like
Exons: 6
Coding region: 402-2075 (557 amino acids)
Biological process (GO): bicellular tight junction assembly
Cellular component (GO): bicellular tight junction; cytoplasmic vesicle; apical plasma membrane
Source: RefSeq, a predicted model, not a curated record
AAAGAGCAAAUCAUCUGAACUCUAAGCAGCCUACAUGCAUCAUCUCAGUGUAGCUCACCACCUCCUCUGUUUUAUCACUGCCAACAGUUUCAGCACUCUCUCUUUCCCACAGAUUAACCUAGCGGUGCCAGUCAGCACCAGCACGGGGCGUUUCAGGUUUAAUGUUUAAACUCGCCCCUCUGAGUUCUCCACACACAUUAGCCAAAUCCACUGCUUGUGCACUUAGCAGUGAGAGUGAGUCACCUGAGAGACUGUAGUGGGUGAGCCGAGCAGGCCAAGUGGACACAGUGACCAUUUUACAGUGGGUAUAAGUUCCCGGUCCUUUAAAAACAGCCAGAGUUCUGUGAGGAAUUAACACCUGCCUGAUCUAAGAGACAAUCUGGGGUCAAACAGCUAACAGCAUGAAGAGCUGGAGCAGGAAACUCCAGAGACAAGUGCCCGACAGUGUGGUGGGGGCCUCCUCUAGUAAGAGGAACUCCAUUAGUGAUCCACCAGUGCCUGUGUGGAUUACUCACACACCCACACCAGAUAAUAUCACGGAUGGUGAUGAAAACUCUACAGGCCGCACAUCCAGCACUCAACCUUAUGCAGAAAAGAAUAAUGAUAAAAAAAGGAGCAUGAAGGACAAGCUGAAAUCCCUCAUUCCUCAGUCAUGGGGUGGCACCAUCCAAAGGUGGACAUGGGAAGUUGACAGUUCUAACUCUGAACCCAGCACAACUAGGAUCCAGAUCCUUCCCAAUGGGACCAGGGUGAGCCCUCCUGUAAGUCCCCUGCUGGAGAGGAAGAACUGGGAAGAAUCACUGGGUAACUUCAGCCAGAACUCCCACAAGCCUUUGUUAAGAGACAGCCCCACUGAUGAGGACUUUGAUCGAGGCCCACAGGAGGAAUCUAUACUCACUUCUAUCCAUCCUGCAGAGUACUAUGCUGAGAAGCUGGAGGUCUAUACCCAGAAGUACUCCUAUUUGAAGUCCUGGCCAGGCCUGCUUAGACUUCUUGCAGGACUUGAACUGUUGUUUGGGGGCAUGGUCUUUGCUUGUGUCAUCGCCUACAUCCAGAAAGACAGUGAGUGGUCCUACACCUACGGACUCAAUAAUGGCAUAUACAACAAUGGGCUUGGCCAAUCUGGGUACAGCUACAGAGGUCCAAUGACUCCUUUCAUUCUGGCUGUAGCUGGAGUAUCCUGGAUCAUUACCCUGUGUCUCUUGGUGAUGGGAAUAACUAUGUAUUAUCGCACCAUCCUCCUCAACUCCUCCUGGUGGCCUCUGACAGAGGCCUUCAUUAAUGUAGCGCUGUUCCUGCUCUACAUGGCAGUAGGGAUUGUAUACCUGAACGACUUGAACAGAGGAGGGCUGUGCUACAUGACAAUAGGUGUUAACCCCAUCGUGGCCAAUCUGUGUCGGGUUGAUGGGGGCCAGAUGGCAGGAACAGCUUUCAUCUUCAUCAACAUGGCAAUGUAUCUAGGAAGCUUCCUGGUAUGUCUGAAGAUGUGGAAGCAUGAAGCUGCACGUAGGGAGAGGGAGUACUCUGAGAACAAGCCCCAGGAGGAGUUUCAGACAUCUAUCUCACAAACACACAAAAAACCCAAACACAUAUCAUUCAAAGAUGAAAUGGACAAAUCUCUGAGUAAGGAUUAUGUUACUUCACAUACACUUGUCCCUGAGAAGUCAGUCUGUCUGAAGAAAGACAACGGGCCUGAACACACCCCCAAAGUACACAUUAUUGCAGACUACAUCAUGAAGUAUCCAGAGAUCAGCUGCGUGGAAGAACGGGAACAGUACAAAGCUGUUUUCAAUGACCAGUAUCAGGAAUACAAGGACCUCCACAAAGACGUCAACACCAUGCUCAACAAGUUCAGAGAGUUGGAUAUCAUGAUUGUGCAACUCCUCAAAGAUGGAAAAACCCAGAAGGAUCAACAGAGAAUUCAAACCAUUUUGAAGAACUAUCAGCAGAAAAAAAGUGACCCUACUUUCCUAGAAAAAACUCAACGCUGCGAGUAUUUGAAAGCCAAAUUAAGCCACAUCAAAAAGCGAAUCCAUACUUUUGAUCAGGAAACCAUGGCAAAUAGUAGAAGAUGAGCAAAAAGAAGUACUUGCACUAUCUGAUGAGUACACAGAACAAAUAAACUUUUUGCCAUAGGAACUUUGUUUCUUUUUUUCAGUCAGUUAAUAUAUUUCAUUUUGAAUGAGAAGAGUAUUCUUCAUAUAU